ACAAAAUUGAAACUGGUCAAUUUGGUGUCUUCUUCCAUCAAUGCACUUGAUCUCCCUGGUUUAUUGCCAACGCCACCGAUUUCUGUGUCCGUUCUGUGGGACAAUUUUCAAGAUUCCGAUAUAAUACAAUUAAAUCCAAAACUUUUAGUGAUUAUUUAUAAUGGGGAAUUAAAACUGAAAGUUGAAGUGUUAAUGGCUUCACAUGUUGCUGAUGUAUUUAAUCGGUCGGUAAUAUUUUUAGAUGCUGAUCAGUUCAGUGAUAUUAUUCUU
Molecule: messenger RNA, 270 nt
Organism: Trichobilharzia szidati
Lineage: Eukaryota; Metazoa; Platyhelminthes; Trematoda; Strigeidida; Schistosomatidae
Source: the annotation of a GenBank genome assembly